Molecule: messenger RNA, 1088 nt
Organism: Xenopus laevis (African clawed frog)
Lineage: Eukaryota; Metazoa; Chordata; Amphibia; Anura; Pipidae
Gene: pcna.L
Product: proliferating cell nuclear antigen L homeolog
Biological process (GO): regulation of DNA replication; leading strand elongation; mismatch repair
Cellular component (GO): PCNA complex; nucleus
Molecular function (GO): DNA binding; DNA polymerase processivity factor activity
Source: RefSeq, marked provisional
GGAGGAGGUACCGCUGUGGUACUAGGUAAAUCAGCUACUGGGCUCCGCCAUCAGCACCCCCGGCAUAUUUCACUCUUUCCCGACUUUCCUACAGCUGCCGCCAUGUUUGAGGCUCGCUUGGUGCAGGGUUCCAUCCUGAAGAAAGUGUUGGAGGCCCUGAAGGACCUGAUCGAUGAGGCGUGCUGGGACAUUACAUCGAGCGGCAUCAGCCUGCAGAGCAUGGACUCCUCGCACGUCUCGCUGGUCCAGCUCACUCUGCGAUCAGACGGCUUUGACACCUACCGAUGUGAUCGCAAUCAAUCUAUCGGCGUCAAGAUGAGCAGUAUGUCCAAAAUCUUGAAGUGUGCCGCAGGUGAAGAUAUAAUUACUCUGAGGGCAGAAGACAAUGCGGAUACAGUCACAAUGGUGUUUGAGUCUCCAAAUCAAGAGAAAGUUUCAGACUAUGAAAUGAAGCUGAUGGACCUUGAUGUGGAGCAGCUCGGCAUUCCUGAACAAGAGUACAGCUGUGUAAUAAAGAUGCCAUCUGGUGAAUUUGCACGCAUCUGCCGAGAUCUCAGCCAGAUUGGCGAUGCAGUAGUCAUUUCUUGUGCGAAGGAUGGGGUAAAGUUCUCUGCGAGCGGAGAGCUGGGAACUGGAAAUGUUAAGCUCUCACAGACUUCAAAUGUGGAUAAAGAGGAGGAAGCUGUUACAAUAGAAAUGAAUGAGCCAGUACAGCUCACAUUUGCAUUGCGGUAUCUGAACUUCUUCACCAAAGCUACACCCCUGUCCCCAACAGUUAUACUCAGUAUGUCUGCAGAUAUCCCACUUGUUGUGGAAUACAAAAUCGCAGAUAUGGGUCAUGUGAAAUACUACCUGGCUCCCAAGAUUGAAGAUGAAGAAGCUUCUUAAUAUCUGAAUCAGCUUUGUUUUAUAAACCUUAACCGAACAUCAAAUGGCGCUUUCACACACACACCUGCCUUGUGUUAAACAGCUUUGGCUGAACCUGUAACAACUGGCUGUACUUCUAGGCAUGUCUGUAGAUAUUUUUGUAAAUACAUCAUGAUUUUUGUAAAAUCUCUGCCCUAGGAGGUCAAUAAAUCUUUGUAAUA